Messenger RNA from Daldinia loculata, 1808 nucleotides. Its product is annotated as amidase signature domain-containing protein. The transcript has a single exon. Bases 322 to 1707 code for a protein of 461 amino acids. The record is from RefSeq and is a predicted model, not a curated record. Lineage: Eukaryota; Fungi; Ascomycota; Sordariomycetes; Xylariales; Hypoxylaceae.
CGUUAGUUUUAAAAGUAGCUGUUGUAAGUUCUCGGAUCAUCCCACCUUAACGGCCCGCGCAACCCCCCGAGAAACUCUCGAGCUGACCAUCCUUAAGACUCCACGGACAUCGCAGUAACUUACGUCGGGGACUCAAAUGCUAGCAACCUCACUGCUGGGCCAUACGCCGCGCUGGUUUCGGAUGACUCGAUUGCGUUCGGGACAGUGUAUCGACUCUACCGCGACUCAUACCGCAACUUUCUCUAUGGCGCAUAUGAUUCCAAUGAUGGGGAGGGCACGUUCAGUCCCGUAGAAAUAUUCCAACCCCGAUUCUGGGACCCUAUGAUCCCAGUGCCCUCCCGUAUUUACAGCUGGGACGACGCGAGGCCGCUCGCAGGGUAUCGAGUCGCGAUCAAAGAUCUAUUCGAUAUAAAGGGCCUAAUCACAUCAGGCGGUAGCCAGGCAUGGGCAGAGAUCGUCGAGGUUGCGAACGAGACCGCGCCGUCCAUCCAACGGAUAGUUGAUUUAGGCGGUGUUCUCAUUGGCAAGUAUAAGUUAGCACAAUUCGCGUCCGGUGCGAAUCCUUGGGACUGGCAGGACGAGCAUUACCCAUUCAACCCGCGCGGCGACGGCUGGCUUACAUGCUCUGCCUCAUCUUCUGGUGGUGGUUGCUCUGUAGCUGCAUACGACUGGCUUGACUUCGCGAUCGGCUCGGAUACCGGAUCCUCAAUGAGACGACCUGCUGCUGUGUCUGGGACUUACGGGAAUCGACCGAGCCAAGGACUAAUGACGCUUUCUAGAGUCAUGCCCCUCGGUGCGGCGACAGACACAGCAGGCGUAUUCUCCCGAAACGUGCGCGACUGGGUGCGCUUCGCUAAGAACUGGUACGUCCCUGAGAUGUGCCAGGACCCUUCGAUCACGGGGUUGAGUCCCCUCAAAGCAUCCGACUCAUAUGAUUUCCCAAAGCGCAUCUUGUAUCUCACGGACUACUUACCCCUGAAGAACCCGACCGCGGAGGAAAUACUUCAGGGGUUUAUCCGAAACCUGACGACAGUCUUUGGGAUGACGGUCGAAGAUUUUAAUUUAACUGCGGUUGUUGGUAACACAACUAACGAAGUUCCUAAAUAUGAUGCUCUAAAUAACGCCACGGCCGUUAUUAACUCCAUGACGCAGUACCAAAAGGUGGGUAAACCGCUGAUUGCAGCAUGGGGGGAACGAUAUGAGGGUCGCUUUCCACCGAUCGACCCAGCCCAGCGGCCCAGAUGGAAGGCGUACAACGAAUCGUUGUAUACCGAUGAGCUGUAUAACCAGUCUCUAAGUGUUAAGCGAGCAGCUGUAGACUGGUUUGAAUCGGAGAUACUGUACUCAACCCCGGAAUCGUGCAGCGAAAGCAUCAUGCUGUGGGACAUUGGCACAGGCGGGUUGCCGAGCUAUCGGGAGGAAUCUCUCAACAGCGAUCCCAACACGACAACCUUCCUAGCUGUGACACCGCCGACUGCAGGUAUCAAUGGGGCCAGCCUAUGCCCCAUAUAUGGAUGUGUCGACAUGACAAUUCCGAUUGGGCAAGUACCCUACUUGAGCAAUGUGAGUUUCGUCGAGGAGAUGAUCCCGGUUACGGUGAGCGUCAUUGCAAAAAGAGGUUGCGAUUUUAUGCUGUGGAACAUGUGGGAGCAGCUUGCAGAUGAGGGUGUGUUGAAGACUAUUAAAACGGGGAGGACUGCGUUUUGAUUCUUGAACAAGGUGCAAGCGUUUAUCGACUACAGCAGUGAAAUUAAUCGGAUUGGAUAUUGUAUGACACAUAUCUCCUUAUUGUCCACGACUUACACCUA